Etheostoma cragini (Arkansas darter) is the source of this 2087-nucleotide messenger RNA. RefSeq names its product E3 ubiquitin-protein ligase TRIM39-like. The transcript is spliced from 2 exons. Gene Ontology annotation, molecular function: zinc ion binding; protein binding. Bases 287 to 1942 code for a protein of 551 amino acids. The record is from RefSeq and is a predicted model, not a curated record. Lineage: Eukaryota; Metazoa; Chordata; Actinopteri; Perciformes; Percidae.
CAUACUUAAAAUGUGUUAUAUACCACUUCAUGAGUCAGUUCAAUAGUAGAGAUCUGGAAAAUGUAAAGCAGUUGACGAGUGAGUCUAUGUUUAGUAUUGUCUUAGUUACUGGCGCCUUUAAGAGGAGAGUGAGCGGAGCUCAGCAACAUGAGGCGGGCACAAGAAAGUCUAAUGUGUCUUUCCAAAUAGAAACUUAAGUAGUAGAGCCACUGUGUCAGGGAACACAAACACUUCCCUAUUGACUCUUUCCCUAUUGGUGUUAUGCCACAUAGAUGUGUCAACAGAUAUGGCUACUGCUGGCAGUGUGCUCACUGAAGAGCAGCUUCUUUGCCCCAUCUGUCUGGAUUUGUUGAACCAACCAGUCUCCACUCCUUGUGGGCACAACUUCUGCAAGGACUGCAUACAAGGAUACUGGCAGUGCACUAAUCUGUCACAAUGCCCCAUGUGCAAGCAAAAGUUCUGCAGGAGGCCAGAGCUGAAAGUUAACACCUUCAUAUCGGAGGUGGCUUCUCGGUUCAAGAAGUCAUUUAUAAAGAAAGAUGAAAAUGAAGCCAGUACCGUGGCCCAAUAUUCAGGCCAUAAAGAUGUUGUUUUGUGUGAUGUGUGUGUUGGAAAAGGAGUCGAGGCUCUUAAAUCGUGCCUGGACUGUUUGGCCUCCUUCUGUGGGACUCACCUGGAGCCCCAUCAUGUUCUAGGCACCUUCAAGAACCACCACUUGAUUAACCCCAUGAUGAGCAUGCAAGACAGAGUGUGUAAGAAACACGAAAAACUCCUGCACCUGUUUUGUAAAACUGACCAGACGUAUGUGUGCCAGAUCUGCAUUAAGAGAGACCACAAUGGUCAUCACAUUGUACCUAUAGAGGAUGAGAGCAGAGACAGGAAAGCUCAAAUUGGAAGGAUAAAUGCAGAGGUGGAAGAAAUGAUCCACGCUCGACUUGAGAAAAUCAGCAAAAUCAAUCAAACCAUUGAGCUCAGCAGAGCAAACACAGAAAGAGAGAUUGAGGAGAGUUUGCAAGUCUUCAGCAGUCUGCUCCACUUUGUCCAGAGAGGUCAAGCUGAGGUGGUGGAGCUGAUUGGUGCAAAGCAGAAGCAAGUUGAAGGCAGGGCCAGGGGACUUAUCAUGGGGCUGGAGCAGGAGAUCGAUGAACUAAGACGGAGAAACGCUGAGCUGGAGCAGCUCUCCCACACCAAAGACAACCUCUACCUUAUCUGGAGCUUUUCAGCUCUAUCCACACUGCCAGCAACCAAGGACUGGUCUGACACCUGCGUAGAGAGUCUUGUGUAUGUGGGCACGGUGAGGAGAGCAGUCAGGAGAGUAGCGUGUCAGCUGGAGGAGAUAGUAAAGGCUGAGGUGAAGAGGUUAUGUAAGACUGAAUUUCAGAGGGCUCAGCAGUGUGCUGUGGAUGUGACUCUGGACCCUCAUACAGCUCAUCCCAAAUUGAUGCUGUCUGAAAACAAUAAACAGGUCCAUCAUGGUGAUGUUGCACUGAACCUCCCCGACAACCCAGAGAGAUUUUAUCCAGGUGUCAGUGUUUUGGGAAAGGAGGGUUUCUCCUCUGGAAGGUUGUAUUUUGAGGUUCAGGUGAUAGGCAAGACAGAGUGGGAUGUUGGAGUUGGGCUUCAAUCUGUCAACAGAAAAGGAGGCAAUACACUAAACCCUGAAACAGGCUUCUGGGCCCUGGGGAUGAGAAAGGACCAAAGCUACUGGGCCCUCAGCAGCAGUCCUACCCGUGUGCCGCUGGUUAAAAAGCCCCAGAGACUCGGGGUGUAUGUAGAUAUGGAGUGGGGGCAGGUUUCUUUUUACGACGUGGACUCUGCUUCACAUAUCUACUCAUUCACUGGAUACUCAUUCAAUGAAAGACUUUUCCCCUACUUGAACCCUCGACGUAAUCACGGCGGAGUCAACUCUGCUCCUCUGAUCAUCUUGCCUGUCAACGCUUAAAAUCUGGCUUUUUAUCCCUUCCUGUUGCCCGCAUGCUUUCAACUACUUAUUAUCAUUUUGUCAUUUUCAAAUAAAAUGUUAGCACAGGUCCAGCGUGAUGUUUGUGGCUCUGUUUGCUUUAAUAAAGAUUGUUUACUUAUUUGAA